This is a messenger RNA of Clarias gariepinus (North African catfish), 4254 nucleotides long. It is a transcript of the gene acsl1b, whose product is annotated as acyl-CoA synthetase long chain family member 1b. Bases 185 to 2278 code for a protein of 697 amino acids. The record is from RefSeq and is a predicted model, not a curated record. Gene Ontology annotation, biological process: long-chain fatty-acyl-CoA biosynthetic process; long-chain fatty acid metabolic process; very long-chain fatty acid metabolic process. The transcript is spliced from 21 exons. Gene Ontology annotation, cellular component: endoplasmic reticulum; membrane. NCBI's taxonomy places the organism in Eukaryota, Metazoa, Chordata, Actinopteri, Siluriformes, Clariidae. Gene Ontology annotation, molecular function: arachidonate-CoA ligase activity.
AGCGCGGGCUUGCUCGUGUUACCUUUACUCUGGAAAGCCUGGAGCAGCAUGUGAUUGUGUGCAUGUGCUGGGCGUCUUCAGGGUUCUGCCUCUGACCUCUGAGUGAGCGUGAUUAAAAGAGGAAGUCGACCUUGUGGUGAUGCUUCUGUAGCGCAAUCAGAGAGAGAUCCAUUAACCGAGAAACAUGCAGGCCCAGGAGCUGUUGAAGCAGCUGCGUGUGCCUGAGCUGGCAGAGAUGAGGGAUUACCUCCGCAGCUUGUCCACCGGUACGCUCGUGGGCAUGGGAGCCUUCGCUGCACUCACCACCUACUGGUACACAACUCGACCAAAAGCGCUCAAACCACUGUGUGACCUGCGCAUGCAGUCCGUUGAGGUGCCGGGAGGAGAGUUCGCCCGGCGCUCAGUGUUAGUGGACGCCGACAAGCUCCUGUCUUUUUACUACGAUGAUGCUACAACCAUGUACGAGGUCUUCACCAGAGGCCUACGGGUAUCGAAUAACGGACCUUGUUUAGGCUCCAGAAAGCCAAAGCAGCCGUAUGAGUGGCUGUCCUAUUCAGAGGUUGCGGAGAGAGCCGAGAACCUGGGCUCAGCGCUGCUACACAAAGGUCACUCCAAAGUCAAAGACCAGUACAUCGGCAUCUUCGCCCAGAACAGACCCGAGUGGACCAUCUCAGAGCUGGCUUGCUACACAUACUCACUGGUGUCAGUGCCUCUGUACGACACACUGGGGACCGAAGCCAUCGACUACAUCAUCGAAAAAACCGGCAUCACCACAGUGGUGUGUGACUUACCGGCAAAGGCUCGUCUUCUGCUUGACUGCGUGGCUGCCAGACAGCACUCGCUGAAAACCAUGAUCCUGAUGGAGGACUUUGACUCGGAGUUGGUGGCCCAGGCACAGAAAUGCGGCGUGGAGUUAAUCAGCCUGAAAGAUGCAGAGGCGCUUGGGAAAGCCCAUCGGCAGCAGCCUGCACCUCCUAAGGCUGAUGACAUUGCUAUUAUUUGCUUCACUAGUGGAACGACAGGAAACCCCAAAGGGGCGAUGCUCACCCAUAGAAACAUUUUGUCCAACGUUUCUGCAUUUACCAAGAUAACAGAGACCAGCUGUCCUUUAAGCCCCAGUGACUCUCACAUCUCGUACUUACCUCUUGCGCACAUGUUUGAGCGAGUGGUGCAGGGGGUGAUGCUGAUCCACGGGGGUCGCAUCGGCUUUUUCAAAGGAGAUAUCCGCUGUCUCAUGGAUGACCUCAUCACCCUGAAGCCCACCGUGUUUCCCGUAGUGCCUCGUCUGCUCAACCGAAUGAUCGAUAAGAUCUACGGCCAGGCCAACACCCCUCUGAAGAAGUGGAUCUUGGAAUUCGCCUUCAGGAGGAAAGAGGCUGAGAUGAUGAGUGGUGUUAUGAGGAGAAACAGUCUGUGGGAUAAAAUCAUCUUUAAGAAAGUUCAGGCCAGCGUUGGAGGCAAAGUGCGCAUGAUGCUGACUGGUGCCGCUCCUGUGUCCGCUCCUGUACUGACGUUCCUGCGUGCAGCUCUGGGAUGCCAGUUUUAUGAAGGCUACGGCCAGACCGAGUGCACAGCUGGCUGCGCGGUCACGUUAUCAGGAGACUGGACAGCAGGUCACGUCGGACCUCCUCUGCCAUGUAACCUUGUGAAGCUGGUGGAUGUUGCUGAUAUGAAUUAUCUGGCGGUGAAUGGGGAAGGAGAGGUGUGUGUGAAAGGGCCCAAUGUGUUUAAGGGAUAUCUAAAAGACCCAGAGAAGACCGAGGAGGCCAUCGACAAGGACGGCUGGCUCCACACAGGAGACAUUGGCAGGUGGCAGCCGAAUGGCACUCUGAAGAUAGUGGACCGUAAGAAGCACAUCUUUAAGCUGGCACAGGGAGAGUACAUAGCCCCGGAGAAGAUCGAGAACAUUUACAUCCGGAGUGAAGCCGUGGCUCAGGCUUUUGUUCAUGGAGACAGCCUGCAGGCCUGCCUGGUGGCCAUCAUUGUGCCUGACCCGGAUUACCUGCCUGGCUGGGCUAAGAAGAAGGGAUUUCACGGCUCCUAUGAGGAACUCUGCAGGAGCACGGAAGUGAAAAAUGCCAUAUUGGAGGGCAUUGUUAAACUGGGCAAGGAAAGUGGACUGAAGUCUUUCGAACAGGUGAAGGAUAUCGUUUUGCACACAGAGAUGUUCUCGAUCCAGAACGGCCUCCUGACCCCAACACUUAAAGCCAAGCGCGCCGAGCUCCGGAACCAUUUCAGACAGCAGAUCGAUCAGCUUUACUCCAAGAUCCACAUGUGAAAACGGAUAAAUCCAGAACAGAUUUGGAUGAAGGAAUGCUGACAUAACACUUACCGUCCUGUUAAUAGUUUCACUCAUUGUAAGCUACAUAGUGACAUUUUGAGUGAAGUUCUGGAAGAUCUUCCAAACCGAACUGUGCCUUAUCCAAGUAAAAUGUCUUUAUAUGUAUAUAAAUAUCUAUAUAUAUGCAUAGGAAUGAAGAGAACACAUCAUCGUAGGUUUUAUCCUUCAGGACUUUAAAGCUCAGGUCUGACAUCUCAGAUGCCCUCUGUAUGCUGCAAUAGGUCCAGAGCCGAUUCACCCAGGGGAUCUGCAGUGACCUUGGGUUUUUUUGUUUUUUUUUGUUGUUGUUUUUAAGUUAAAAAGGCUUUACCUUUUUCAAAGUAGUUGCCAAAGAGGCUGCUUGAGUGCUACACUGUGCCAGUACAAAUGCUUCUACCUCCCGCUCUAUAGAGGCUCAGACUGAUUUCUGUAUAGCUAAGACAGAUAAGUAUAAAUAAGCUUUUGAGCUUUGGCGCUAUAGUAUAUAGAACAGACUUACCUGAUUUAAGUAGCAAUCUGCCUUUUUUUUUUUGUCAUAUGAGAAACACACUCACGAUUCAAGACAUCAUCUUGUAGCUAUUCGUUAAAUAGAGCCAAGUUCCGUACAUUAAACCAGCGAAGACGUGCAACUAAUUCUGCACACUAUAAUUUUAAAUGGUUGAGCUGAUAUACAGUAGGCUGUAGCCGCACAUGCACCGAGUUAGAAAGAAAAAGCACUCUGCGUAGUUCAGUCUGACAGUGACUCUUGACUUGUACGCCCAUUUUAUUGCGCUGUUGUGUAAUUUGAAAAAACACAUUUCACACUUCUUUUUUCUUUUUUUUUAAAAUAUGCAUUUGCAGCAUAGACAGUAUAAGAUGAUCACCGAUAGAAUGUGCGAUAAGUUGCCCAGUGCAGCUGAGAAUAUAAUUAAAAAUCUGUUUCAUUUUUUUCCAAGGCAAGUUUAGGGCCGGUUGUUUGAAUUUGGUCAUUAAAUAUAAAUAUAUAUUAUUCUAUAAUCUGUAAUCAGUCAUUCUAUAAUAUAGGGUACAUUUCACAUAUGUUAAAAAAAAAUUUUUUUUUACAUUUUUGUUUUUUUAAGGUUAACGUUGGUUUCACUACUCAGUUUGUCAGCUGUUACUAACAGAACUUCAUCCUGCAACUCGAAAAUUUGAUCUGACCCUAUGCCAAGUGACCAACAUCAAAUGAUGUCAUGUUCUACUGUGGCAUGCACUUUGAUCACUUGAUGCUGUGUUUCUCUCUGCUUCUCCAAAUAUAAUAAUCCCUUUCUUGCAGGAUCAGCAUCUUGACUAGCUCAGUGAAGAAUGACAUCAUUUGAUGCAGGUCACUUGGCACCAAACUGGGACAAAUCAUUUUUGAGUUGUUAGUAACUUCCAGUAGUUGGCAUAACUUUGGUGGACAUUACUAGAUUAAUAUAUUUAAAUUAUUUGAAUGAAAAUCAUUUCAUUUUAUUUGGUUUACUCUUUAAAAUUCGUAUAAGAGUUGAAGUCUAAUCAUUUUGAAACUAAACUAGAGAUUGGGGUGGGGGGGUCGAUUCUGUUGCAUCUGGCGAUUUUUGUAUCGUCACACUGACUGACUUUUGAAUCUGUUGUUUCAUGAUUUUUCUUUUGAACCUUUGCUAUUCUUACAGAAUAUAAUUCUACAUGCGGUGUGCUCUACACUAUUCACACAUUGGCAGGCAGCACAGCAUCUCAUGUGGUACAAUGGAAUUAUUUGCUCGGUUUGUUUAGGAUUGUAACAAAAUCUAAAGUGAUUAUCGAGAUACUAACAGAAUUCGCAAUACAGAUCAAAUCGCCACCUAGGUAUUGUGAUCGUUUCGUAUUGUAUCGGCCGGUCACUGGUGAUUCCCAUGUUUAUAAGAAACCCUCAGUUUUAUAGGAUGCAGAUAAUGCCUGUGUGAUAUCCUAUGGAUAAAAUAGGAUAAAAUAUGAUAUUU